Schizophyllum commune H4-8 is the source of this 2667-nucleotide messenger RNA. RefSeq names its product G-alpha-domain-containing protein. The record is from RefSeq and is a predicted model, not a curated record. The coding region runs from base 19 to 2175 and encodes 718 amino acids. Gene Ontology annotation, biological process: adenylate cyclase-modulating G protein-coupled receptor signaling pathway. Lineage: Eukaryota; Fungi; Basidiomycota; Agaricomycetes; Agaricales; Schizophyllaceae. Gene Ontology annotation, molecular function: G protein-coupled receptor binding; guanyl nucleotide binding; GTPase activity. The transcript has 12 exons. Gene Ontology annotation, cellular component: heterotrimeric G-protein complex.
UCGACCGCCGCGAUCAUCAUGCCCGUCCGCCCGCCCCGCGCGUCAACGAGCGGCGCCGUCGACCCCUUCGAUGCCGCGCUGCGCCCACCGCCGGACGAGACCCCAGAGGAGCGUGAGGCACGCCUCGCUCGCGAGGAGGAGGCGCGCCGAGUCAGUGCCGAGAUCGACGCCGAAAUCAAGGCCGAGCGCCAGGCGAAGAAGAAGAAGCGCAUCGUCCGCCUUCUCCUUCUCGGCCAGAGCGAGAGUGGAAAAUCGACGACGCUGCGACAAUUCCAACGAUUGUACACCCCGACAGCAUUCAGAGAGGAGCGCAUUCUCUGGCGAGCGGUCAUUCAAUUAAAUGUCGUCCGUUCGAUGCGCACCAUCCUUGAUGCCGUGCACCACGAACUCGUCGCGACUGCGGCCCUUGCGCCAGCACACAAGAGCCGUAGCAUGCCUUCCCGACCACGUCAUGGACCGUCGUAUUCGAACGACUUCGGCGUACGCCACCCCAGUAUCCCCGGGCAACGCAGACGCACCCCUGGGUCCACCAUCGACGGCGCGGUAGCAGAGUUCUCUACGCCCGGUGCAGGCCCUUCCCAUGCUGCGUAUGACUCCAACGCGGCAGCCGGCCCCUCUCAUCCUCCCCUGCCCGGCAAUCACGGCUACCCCAUCGCGCCCCCCGCAUACCCGCACGUGCCCUCCGUUCCGCUUAACGUGGACUCUGGCCCAGAGUCAGACUUCGAGCUCUCGGAUCCUGAAGCAGAUGAUACCCUCGGCUCGUACAAAUCCACCAUCUCGCUAACGGCCAACCAUUUGGAAGUACUCCGCGCACGCCUCGAUCCCCUUCGUCACGUCGAGCGCCUACUGGUAGCCAAACUCGUUCCGCCUAACGAAGAUGAGGCUACGAGACUCGGCGGCCCCACCCUAGCUGGGCAAGAAAUUGUCGUACGGCCCGGGCAGGAAGUAUAUGUACGUCCUGGCGCAGGAUGGCGGGGUGCGCUCGCCCGCGCGCGUGUGCUCUACCCAUCCGGCCGGAACGCCAGUGGCACAGGAAGCAGCGGAGGAAGCGUCGGCAGCGGUGGAAGCAGCAAUAACAGCGGGAACGGGCCCCAUGGCAUCACCAGAAGAACGAGUUCCAGCGGCAGCGGCGGCGGCCUCGCGGCCAGCAUAAGCGGCUUCGUCCACCACACGAAAUCCAUAUCAGGUCACCCCCGCCAGCAUCCCGAGCUUCCGUCGCACACGCAGCAGUCGCCGUCGAGGAAGUCGAAGGGGGGCCACCAGCGACAGCCGACGGACGUCUAUGCCUCUCAGGCUGGCCGCCCCUCGGAAUCCGAUCGUCGCUCUCAGCCUUCGCAGUCUGACAGACGGUCGCAGCCCAGCCGCCAACGCUCUGAACGCUCGCGCCCCAGCAGCGUCGGCAACAUUGGGUCGGAGAGCCCCGACCAGGCCCAGGAGGUGCUGUACGCGUGCCGCAGGGAUAUGAUCCAACUGUGGCUCGACCCGGAUGUAAGGACGAUUUUGAGACGGAGGAAGAUCAGAUUGGAGGAUGCGCCGGGAUUCUUCCUGAACGACCUGGAGCGCAUCACAUCCCUCAGAUACAUACCAACGGAUGAGGACGUGUUGAAGGCGCGCCUCAAAACCGUCGGCGUUAGCGAAUACAAGUUCGAGAUGGAGGUCGCCGCGAAGGAUACCCCGAGCGAGUGGCGCAUCGUCGAUGUAGGAGGUAGUCGGAGUCAGCGUGCGACGUGGGCGCCGUUCUUCGAUGAUGUGGAAGCAAUUAUCUUCCUGGCGCCGAUAUCGGCGUUCGACCAGGUGUUGGUGGAGGACAAGACUGUGAACAGAUUGGAGGACUCCGUCCUGCUCUGGAAGGCCGUCUGCCAGAACAAGCUGCUCGCGAACGUCGAUCUCGUGCUGUUCCUGAACAAGUGCGACAUCCUGGAGGCGAAGCUAAACUCGGGGAUCCGGUUCGCGAAGUACGUGCGCAGCUAUGGGGACCGGGAGAAUAGCUUUAGCGCGGUUAGCAAGUAUCUGCAGAGCAAGUUCACUGCCAUACAUCGGGAGUACUCGCCGCCCACACGGAAGUUCUACGCGUUCUGCACGUCUGUUACUGAUACCCAAACGACUUCGGGCAUAAUCGCGAGUGUGCGCGACAUGGUCAUCCGACAGCAUUUGAAGCAGUCAAAGCUCAUGUAAACCGCCGCCAACGGGCGUUUGACUGCUGUUAUGUUUUCGACGAAGGCCACGAAGUUCGCGGAAGGAGGGUGACGCCGCGUGAGCGCACUUCAAUGCAUAUACUAUGCACUUUUCACACUAUUCCUUUUCCGCUAUACCCCUCGUCGUGCUGCUCAUUGCAUAGGAUAUGCGGUGGGCUUUCGGGAAGGGCGAGUGCCAACUCCUUGAUAUGGCAUCAUGCCCUUUUAGGAAAUCGCGCUAGACCUUCCCGAUGGCCGGCAGCCCAAAGGAGAGCCUGUUGUGCUUCCCCACCGUCGCUCGUUGACCUCCUAGCGCAAGCUAGCUCACGCUCAUGAGAGACCGUUCGAUAUCAUCUACUGACCCACCACUUACGCACCUUCAUUUCUCUGCCACAAUCAGUGCUGAAUUGUUGUAGUAUUAUCUAGUUACAUAUUUGCCCAUCUACAUACUCAAGAUCGUGUUAUAAAGGUCAUAUAUCGAGGAAUGGCUCUA